Molecule: messenger RNA, 969 nt
Organism: Cydia pomonella (codling moth)
Lineage: Eukaryota; Metazoa; Arthropoda; Insecta; Lepidoptera; Tortricidae
Product: inducible metalloproteinase inhibitor protein-like
Exons: 3
Coding region: 93-566 (157 amino acids)
Source: RefSeq, a predicted model, not a curated record
ACUCGCUCUUGACCGGUUUUUUUGUAUAAGUACAGGAUAAUUGGGUAAGGAAGGAAAUAACAUCAGCAGUCGAAUAUUGGUUGUCGUGCAUUAUGGACGGUAACACUUUGUUUUUAGUUGUUGCUGGAUUAAGUUUUUGUGGGGCUAAUCCUUUAGAUAGUGGGGACAAUGGUGAAACAGCUAUACAAUGCAGUGACAAUGAAGUGUUCUCUUCUUGCACCAAUGGGGGCUGCGACGCGCGCAACUGCACUCAGCUUGGGAAGCCGGUGCCCUGUGUUAAGCUGCAUGCUGACAGCUGCAUCAAGGGGUGCGUGUGCAAACCGGGAUUUCUACGGGCGGCGAACGGAAAUUGUGUAGAUGAAACAGAAUGUCAAAAAGAGCGCUGUACAGGCCCACAUGAGUACUUUUCCUGCGGCGGCGCGUGCGACAACGUUUGCGCAACUUUACAGGAACAGAGCCAGAAGAACUGUCCAAUAAGGAACAUUAGAUGUAACGAUAUGUGUUACUGCGAUGAGGGGCAUGCGAGGGACGACAAUGGUGUAUGUGUUCCCACCGAAAACUGUUAACUAUGCGUAUCGACUUUACGUUACAUGAAAGGAGUCAGAAGAAGUGUCUGUACCAACCUGUAUAACCUAUUAAAGCAAUAAAUACACUGAUUACUGAUUACUAUUUAAUAAGGAACAUUCGAUGUAACUAAAUCUGCUAUUAAGCCUGAUUUACAUGCGUGGUGAAACUUGCCAAGCGUCAGGGACACAGUUAUGCGUUAGAGGGAGCAAGCGAUAUUGCUAUCUCAUUCCACAGCAUAGCUGCGUCCCUGACGCUGGGCAGGUCUAGGAGUUAAAAGGUAACAAAACUUGUCAACAAUAAAUAUAAAUAUUCCAUAAUAAAUAUAAAUAUAUAAUCCUUUAAAUACAGGUAGUGCUUGAUUUUCAAGUUUUAGGAUAAGUAAAUACAUUUUUAUACUCGCCU